AUGGCAGCGGUAGAGGAGCUCAAACGGGCAGGCGCUGGCGAGACGACCACCACCGCUACUACCCUGUCUGCGACCUGGAAGCUGGUGUGGACCACUGAGAAGGAGACACUCUGGAUCAUACAGAACUCGGGGCUGUUUGGCACCAAGGCCGGGGAUGUCUUCCAGGUCAUUGACGUUGACGCGGGGCGGCUGCAGAAUGUGGUAACUUUCCCACCUCAGGGUGCCUUCAUCGUCGACAGCGGUAUCCAGGUGGACGGGCCCCAGCGCACAACGUUCAAAUUUAACAGCGCGAAGCUCAAGCUUCCAUCGAGGGACUUCAAGCUGCCGCCCUUUGGGCAGGGCUGGUUUGACACCGUGUAUGUCGACGAUCAGCUGCGCGUGGCCCAGGACAUCCGCGGGGACACCCUCGUGGUGGCGCGCGACGGGCCGCCACGCAUCUUCACAUGA
Molecule: messenger RNA, 447 nt
Organism: Monoraphidium neglectum
Lineage: Eukaryota; Viridiplantae; Chlorophyta; Chlorophyceae; Sphaeropleales; Selenastraceae
Product: putative plastid-lipid-associated protein 11, chloroplastic
Exons: 5
Coding region: 1-447 (148 amino acids)
Source: RefSeq, a predicted model, not a curated record